Molecule: messenger RNA, 1581 nt
Organism: Salvia hispanica
Lineage: Eukaryota; Viridiplantae; Streptophyta; Magnoliopsida; Lamiales; Lamiaceae
Product: tubulin beta-7 chain
Biological process (GO): microtubule-based process
Cellular component (GO): microtubule
Molecular function (GO): structural constituent of cytoskeleton; GTPase activity; GTP binding
Source: RefSeq, a predicted model, not a curated record
ACCAAAGACACACAAACAUUGCAUUUACACAAAGAGAGAAAAAUGAGAGAAAUUCUUCACAUUCAAGCAGGCCAAUGUGGCAACCAAAUUGGUGGCAAGUUUUGGGAAGUGGUGUGCGCAGAGCACGGCAUCAACGAGCUCGGAAACUACGUGGGGACGUCGAAAAAUGAGCUCGAGAGGGUCAAUGUUUACUACAAUGAGGCUAGCGGAGGGAGGUACGUGCCUCGGGCGGUGUUGAUGGACCUCGAACCUGGCACCAUGGACAGCCUCAGGACCGGUCCUUACGGCAAGAUUUUCCGUCCCGAUAACUUCGUCUUCGGCCAGAAUGGGGCCGGUAAUAAUUGGGCCAAGGGCCACUACACCGAGGGAGCCGAGCUCAUCGACUCCGUUCUCGAUGUUGUCCGUAAAGAAGCUGAGAACUGCGACUGCUUGCAAGGAUUUCAGAUAUGCCACUCGUUGGGAGGCGGCACAGGGUCCGGGAUGGGGACUCUCCUCAUCUCAAAGAUCCGAGAAGAGUACCCGGACCGCAUGAUGCUGACAUUCUCCGUGUUCCCCUCGCCCAAGGUCUCCGACACAGUGGUGGAGCCCUACAACGCCACCCUCUCCGUCCACCAGCUAGUCGAGAACGCCGACGAGUGCAUGGUCCUCGACAACGAGGCCCUCUACGACAUCUGCUUCCGCACCCUCAAACUCACAAACCCAAGCUUUGGCGAUCUGAACCACCUGAUCUCGACAACGAUGAGCGGGGUGACAUGCUGCCUCCGGUUCCCGGGGCAGCUGAACUCCGACCUCCGGAAGCUAGCGGUGAACCUGAUCCCGUUCCCGCGGCUCCACUUCUUCAUGGUGGGAUUCGCGCCACUGACGUCGCGCGGGUCCCAGCAGUACCGGGCGCUGACGAUCCCGGAGCUGACGCAGCAGAUGUGGGACGCGAAGAACAUGAUGUGCGCGGCGGACCCGCGGCACGGGCGCUACCUAACGGCGUCGGCCAUGUUCCGGGGGAAGAUGAGCACGAAGGAGGUGGACGAGCAGAUGAUAAACGUGCAGAACAAGAACUCGUCCUACUUCGUGGAGUGGAUCCCGAACAACGUGAAGUCGAGCGUGUGCGACGUGCCUCCGACGGGGCUGGCGAUGUCGUCGACGUUCGUGGGGAACUCGACGUCGAUACAGGAGAUGUUCCGGCGCGUGUCGGAGCAGUUCACGGUGAUGUUCAGGAGGAAGGCGUUCCUGCAUUGGUACACGGGGGAGGGGAUGGACGAGAUGGAGUUCACGGAGGCGGAGAGCAACAUGAAUGAUCUGGUGUCGGAGUAUCAGCAGUAUCAGGAUGCGAAUGCUGAUAAUGAGCAGCAGGACUAUGAGGAUGAUGAUGUGGAACAGGAAGAGGAUGCUAUUGGAAAUUGAUUGAUUCAUCAUUCACAUUCACACCCUUUGCUUUCGUUUCUUUGCUUCAAUAUUGCUGCUUAAUUUGAUUCUGGUUUUCAUUUUCGUGUGCGUGUAUAUGCUUGAAUCCACGAAUAAUGGUGGUGAUUUAUGUUUUUUGUGAUUAUAUCUUCCUAAUUUAUUCAUUACUGCUUAUUUUGUGUA